Messenger RNA from Dermacentor albipictus, 2172 nucleotides. RefSeq names its product THAP domain-containing protein 1-like. Lineage: Eukaryota; Metazoa; Arthropoda; Arachnida; Ixodida; Ixodidae. The record is from RefSeq and is a predicted model, not a curated record.
UUCAAGUGCACUGCACUCAUGCAACACAAAAGCAAUGGUGCGACUUUGGCGCCACUAGCACGGCACCUUGCGAAGCUCUCACGGGACUCCCCUGCCCCUGCGCUUGCGUUUGUGUUGCAGGGGGAAAAUGGUGGGUGAAAGCGAGCAGACCAAGCCUCGGAAGAAGUCUCGAAACAACUGCUGCGUAGUGGGUUGUUCAAACACGUACGAGAACUCGAGAGGGACGACGUUCUACUCCUUUCCCGGGCGGCCACACGAGCGAGAGCGUCGGGAACAGUGGAUCGCUGCUGUUCGCCGCCGAAAUGCCGAUGGAAGCCCCUGGAGGCCUACGAAGCACAGCCAUGUCUGCAGCGAUCACUUCGUCAACGGCAGAAAAUCGAACCAUCCCAGGAAUCCAGCAUACCUGCCCACCAUAUUUCCCAGCGUCUACAGGUCAACCAAGAAAGUCGCCGACAAGAGGUUACAGCCAUGGUUGCAGCUGGACGAGAGUGGACCUGUCCCGUUGACUUUCCGAUGCGAACUCAGCGCCACCAGCGGCGAAGUGGAGAUUCCGCGCAACAGUGUGGGAACGCAGACUGAUCCUAACUUGCGGGGUCCGGAGACGGACGUGACAGUUUUCUUGUGCUGCAUGAUGGGCAAUGACGCCGAAACACAAGACAUCGUUCCCAGGAGGAAAGGCGAGGCGCUCGAGCCACUGGGAGCGUGCUUCGAAGUGAGGACGCUCCACGUGUUCCGAUGAGGACUGCCAGCGCGCGCAGGAUGUCUGCUGCUGCGGGACGACACCGCACCUGGUCAGGAGCGAAAGGGGCCUCGGGUUCUGAAAUGGAUCGCUCGUCGUUUUCUGAACUUUCGUGAAGCGAAAGACGUCUUGUUGAAUCAUUUACGCACUUCAUUCAUUUACGCAUUUAUCGCACACAGCUCGUUAAUAAAAACGAUUACUACCCAUCCUAACUUCCGGUUACAUCAGGUGUUCCUCAGGGAAGUGUUUUAGGACCUUUCCUUUUUUAAUAUAUAUUAAUGAAAUUUUUUAUGGUAUUCCUGAACCUGUCGAAGUAAGGCUAUUCGCUGACGAUUGCGUUAUGUUUAAGGAAAUUGAUAGCGUAGACGAUCUGGUGCCUCUAAAUAAUUGCAUGAAUAAUGUUUAUCAAUGGUGCAACCAAAGGGGUAUGAAGCUAAACACCAAAAAAACAGUGUGAAUGAAUGUAACUAGAAAGAAAAAUUACUUCUCGUUCACAUAUACGCUAUCAUCUCACCCACUCAAAGAAGUCAGCGAAUAUAAGUACCUUGGCGUAACAAUAACAAAGAAUCUCAGUUGGAAUAACCACGCAUCCAACAUAUGCGCAUCCGCCUUCCGUAAGUUAUGCUUCCUCAGAUUAAACUUCGACAAGCCCCUCCGUCCGUCAAGCUCCUCCAUUCGUCAAGCCCCUCCAUCCGUCAAGCUGCUGGCCUAUAUAAUUCAAUCAUUAGACCUGCCCUCGAAUACGCAUAUAUUUGGGACCCACACACUAAGAAAAACAUUGAUGCUCUAGGAAUGAUUCAACGUAAAUCCAUUCGGUUUAUCUUUUCUCGAUACCGCAUGACGGACUCCCCAACCUUUAUGAUGCAACAAAAUAAUAUCCAGGAACUUAACUACGUCGCAAAAUUAUGAGAUUAAAGUUUUUUUUUUUCACUUGAAAAACAACUAUCUCGCAUUAGACCCUGCUCCGUACAUACAACCUCUGAUGCCACGACUGACUCGAAAUCGUCAUGCUGAAUCGAUAACACCAUUUAGAACUCGUACUAACACAUUGAAGUUUUCAUUUUUUCCACGAACGAUUACAGACUGGAACGCUUUGCCGCUAUGUAUGCUUCAGAACAGUGACUCAUUCGACGCAUUAACGUCAUAAUGUGAAGCGAUUUUCUUUUGUUUUCUUAUUCCAAAGGACUGUUUUUCCUAAAGUUGCAAUGUUUAUAAUUGUUCUCACGGCCAUAAGGUGCUCAUUUAUGUGUCACCUUUAUGUAUAGAUUAUUUUUCCCUCUCUGUCUUCAUGAUCUAUGAUGAUUUCUGUUUGAUGUUUUUACCAGUGCUUGUGUAAACCUUUUUGAUAGCCCUCCUGCAUGGGCCCUUGCUUGGGCCUGCAGUAUUUUGUAAAUAAAUAAAUAAAUAAAUAAAUAAAUAAAUAAAUACCAUUA